GCAGUGUUGUUCCCGGCAGUCUACCGAUAUUAAUUGAAAGAAGGUCCAUCAGACUCUCCUCUGUCAGUCUUCCCACUUUUACUCCAAACCGUGUUCGCAACUUGACCGAUCAUGGCUCUCGCACUACCAGUUGCCGCGGUUGCAGGUGCCAGCGCCGCCGCCGCCUACAUUGAUGCCAAAUUCCACAUCACCAAGGACCUGAAGUCGAUCCGCACACUGACCGGCGAGCAGCGUCGUCUCCAGAAGACUGUCGCUUCAAGCAAGGGCCCCAGUCUCUUCUACCAGUUCGAAGCCCAAGUCCGCCGCCUCCCCGCCAGCGAAGAGUGCAUCUGGUCGCGCGAUGGCUCGUACACGUGGGCAGAGACGUAUGCGAACGCCUGCCGCUACGGCCAGUUCCUCCAGCAGAAUGGCGUCAUCCCCGGCAAGCUGAUGGCCAUGUACCAAAUGAACCGGCCGGAGUUCCUGUUCACGCUGCUGGGAUCGUAUGCCGUGGGCACCGCGCCGGCGUGGAUCAACUACAACCUGGCGGGUGAUGCGCUGGUGCAUUGCUUGAAGGUCGCCGAUGCAAGGGUCCUGAUCGUGGACGAGGACGAGGGGUGUCGCGCUCGCAUCGAGGCCGUGAGGGACAGGCUGGAGGGCGAGCUGGGCAUGACCAUCAAGAUCCUCGACAAGAACUUGAAGGGCGAGAUCCUGCGCUCAGAGCCCAAGAGGCCCGAAGACCAUUUCAGACAAGGCGCAACGCCCAAGGAUGCUGCGUUCGUCUUCUACACCAGCGGUACGACCGGCCACCCCAAGGCUUGCAAGUUCCCACUCGCAGCGACAGCCGCUCUCUCCACGCGUAUACCCAACAUGGGUCUCAAACCAGGACCCAACGGCGACCGGUGGUAUGUCUGCAUGCCCCUCUACCACGGUACUGGAGGCACGACUGCCCUGGUCUGCCUGAUCACCGGCGUGACAACCUGCAUUGGUCACAAGUUCUCCACUUCGCGCUUCUGGAGCGACGUCCGAGAGUCGAGGUCUACCGCCAUUGUGUACGUGGGAGAAACGGCUCGAUACCUCCUCAAUGCUCCCCCAAGCGACCUGGACCGUAAGCACAACGUCAAAGCCAUGUUCGGAAACGGCAUGCGUCCAGACGUAUGGCAGCGUUUCGUCGAUCGCUUCGGUAUCGAACUUGUCGCCGAAUUCUUCAACAGCACUGAAGGUGUCCUUUCUUUGUUCAACGACUCCCGUGGGCCGUUCACUGCCACUUCGGUCGGACACCAGGGCAUCAUCAACCGAUGGCGCUACCACAACACAUACGUUCCCGUAGAGAUUGACCAUUCUACCGGCGACAUCGUGCGGGAUCCCAAGACCGGUUUUGGUGUACGCAAGUCGUACGAAGAGGGUGGCGAAAUCCUCGUCUACAUGCCCACUGAGGAUUCCUUCGUGGGCUAUUACAACAACCCCGAGGCCACAGAAAAGCGUUUUGUGCGCAACGUCUUUGCCAAGGGUGAUCUUUGGUACCGCACUGGCGAUGCCCUGAGACGAGAUGCCGAUGGGCGGUGGUUCUUCAUGGACCGCCUCGGCGACACAUUCCGCUGGAAAUCCGAGAACGUCAGCACAGCAGAAGUCGGCGAGGCACUCGGCAGCUUCCCAGGUGUCCAGGAAGCCAACGUCUAUGGUGUAGAGGUUCCGAACCACGACGGCAAAGCUGGCUGUGCAGCGCUCCACAUCGAUCCUGCACACCGCGACAACUUUGACUUCAACGCCCUGCUUGCACAUGCCGAGUCGAAGUUGCCAAAAUACGCAGUCCCAGUAUUCCUAAGAGUGCUGAAGACGCGCACCCUCAUGCACACCAACAAGCAGAACAAAGUACCCUUCCGAAACGACGGCAUCGAUCUGAGGAAAGUCCAGGAGCGCACGGACAAAGAGGCCGUGGAGCAGUCGGAGCCCGAGGGCGAGUACGAUACUUUCUACUGGUGCCCAUCAGCGCUGUCUCUGCGAACGAAACUUGCAGCGGGCGAUAAGGGUUACAAGGUGUACAGGAUGGAGGACUGGGAUUCGCUUAAGGGGGAUGAGGCGAAGCUGUAGAUCUAUGUUGAUUUAGCGGAUCUGGGUGCGUGGAGUUCUUCUUGUAUACUGUUGGAUAGCGUCUCGGAUAGCUACUUGAUCUUCAAUGUGAGCGUUCUUGUUCUUGGCCCGGCUGGCUUUUGUGGUUUGUCUGGUGUUUUUUUCUUGAUCUCGUAUGUUUCUUGUUGUGUCGAUUGUUCUUUGGACUGUAGGGCAUGUCAUGUUUGCUCUCACUUGGUCGCUGCUGGGGUGUUCUUGGUUCUCGUUCGUCUCUUUGCAUUUGAGCACCGUUUGUAUGGACUGGUAGUGCUUUCCGUAUCUGUCGGGGCUGGUGCGUCAUCUGGAGCCAUCUCGUGCACAACUCGACGUUCACCCACACACUUUCACCCACCGACAC
Messenger RNA from Dothidotthia symphoricarpi CBS 119687, 2446 nucleotides. RefSeq names its product acetyl-CoA synthetase-like protein. Gene Ontology annotation, molecular function: long-chain fatty acid transmembrane transporter activity; long-chain fatty acid-CoA ligase activity. NCBI's taxonomy places the organism in Eukaryota, Fungi, Ascomycota, Dothideomycetes, Pleosporales, Dothidotthiaceae. The record is from RefSeq and is a predicted model, not a curated record. The transcript has 4 exons. Bases 112 to 2070 code for a protein of 652 amino acids.